Messenger RNA from Asparagus officinalis (garden asparagus), 369 nucleotides. Its product is annotated as glutaredoxin-C1-like. The record is from RefSeq and is a predicted model, not a curated record. Lineage: Eukaryota; Viridiplantae; Streptophyta; Magnoliopsida; Asparagales; Asparagaceae. Bases 7 to 318 code for a protein of 103 amino acids. The transcript has a single exon.
ACCACUAUGGAUACUGUGAUGAGACUAGCAUCCCAAAAGGCAGUGGUGAUCUUUAGUAUGAGCUCAUGUUGCAUGAGCCACACCGUGAAAACUCUCUUCCGUGAUCUCGGAGUCAAUCCGGCAAUCUAUGAGCUCGAUGAGGAGCCCAUGGGGAAAGAGAUGGAAGCGAUGCUCAGCAGAAUACUUAGCCACAGGCGACCGGUUCCAGUUGUCUUCAUUGGAGGGAAGUUGAUUGGAUCGACAGAGAAAGUUAUGUCUUUACAUCUUGCAGGAAGUUUGGUCCCAAUGCUGCAUGAUGCAGGCGCGCUUUGGCUCUGAUCCUCUAUUAGAUAUGAAUAUGGUUGUGACUGUAACAUUUAUUUAGUUUGA